Molecule: messenger RNA, 2486 nt
Organism: Salvia miltiorrhiza (redroot sage)
Lineage: Eukaryota; Viridiplantae; Streptophyta; Magnoliopsida; Lamiales; Lamiaceae
Product: GTPase ERA-like, chloroplastic
Exons: 12
Coding region: 894-2159 (421 amino acids)
Biological process (GO): ribosomal small subunit assembly
Molecular function (GO): rRNA binding; ribosomal small subunit binding; GTP binding
Source: RefSeq, a predicted model, not a curated record
AAAAAUAAUACACUACUUGCUAAAUAACUAAGAAACCCUAAAAUUUCCUACAUUGAGCGGCGCCUCCCUCCCGCUUGGCUUCCCAAAUCCCAUCUCCAAUUCCAGACAUCUCCACCGUCCCAUCCGUCCGACUCCGUCAGCUUCUCCAUCUCGUUGGCCAGAGGUUCCCCGCCAGAGGUUCGCGCACCAGAGGUUCUGCGCGCCAGAGGUUCGCCGCCAAAGGUUCAGCGGCCCAGCUCGUCGAAUCGUAGCCACAGGUUCGCGCGCCGAAUCGCCGCCACCGUUCGCGAGUCCAGAACCUCCACCGCCGCGAGUCCAGAGGCUGCACCUCCGCGAGUCCAAAACCUCCACUUCCUGUUGCGAGUACAAAACCUACAUCGUCGGCCGCGAGUCCAGAACUGGAUGUUGAUGUCUACCACAUGAUGCUCUGAAUCUAAGCAGUAGAUCCAUGGAUCUAGACCCGCGGAUCUGACGGAUCUGGGUCUGGAUCUGGAUUUUUGAGAUCCGUCGGAUCUGGGGCGGAUCUGGAUCUGAUAAAAUAAAACGGAUCUGGAUCUGGUAUUGAUGAGAUCCGGUCCAGAUCCGGCCCGUUGCCAUCCCUACUUACCUCCUCUUUUUCCUCAUUCCUCAUUUAUUAGAUCCAUCUUUUCUGCAUUCCCUCCGAUCUGGGUUUCUUUUGAGGAAUUUAUUUGAAAUAAACACAUAAUAAAAUUGAAAUCAGAUGGCCGCUCCACCCGCCAGAGCACGAGCCGAUUAUGAUUGCCUCAUCAAGCUUCUCUUGAUCGGUGAUAGCGCUAUGGAGUUAGUGACUUCACUUUGAACUCACACUGACAGUGGAAGAUACGGCGGCGAUGUGUAUCACAAUAUACCUGUGAACCUGAAGAAAGCCUAAAAUGAAGGAAUUUGCUUUGCAGUACAACAUUCCCCUCCCUCCCACCACAAUAAUCGGAAUUUUCCAUCGGAGAACUUUUCCCCUUUUUCAGUCCACUAGGAAUAGGGGUGUAAAUUACAGCUCUACCGCCGCUGGUAGCCGGAUAAAAUCAAACAAACCUCUACAAGUAGAAGAAUUCGAAGAUGGAUUAUGCAGCAGUAGGUAUUACGUGCGGAGCAAAGAUGAGGAAGAGGAAGUGGAGGAAGACGAAGAGACGUCGUCUUCGAUGUUGCUGUCCUUGAGCAUGAAGCCCGACAGGAACAUGUCUUUGCUGGACGAUUACGAGAUGGAAGAGAUGAAUUACGUCUCCGACGACCCCAAUCACCGGAGCGGAUACGUGGCGGUGGUCGGAAAGCCCAACGUUGGAAAGAGCACGCUCUCGAAUCAAAUGAUUGGUCAGAAGCUGUCCAUCGUCACCGACAAGCCUCAGACAACUAGACAUCGUAUUCUUGGUAUUUGCUCUGGCUCGGAUUAUCAGAUGAUUCUGUAUGAUACACCGGGUGUUAUUGAGAAGAGAAUGCAUAAGUUGGAUUCUAUGAUGAUGAAGAAUGUGCGAAGUGCUGCCAUCAAUGCAGAUUGUGUUGUUAUUGUUGUUGAUGCUUGUAGGGCUCCUGAAAAGAUUGAUGAAGUGUUGGAACAAGGAGUUGGAGACCGUACGAAUAAGCUACCUACCUUGCUGGUUUUGAACAAGAAGGAUCUUAUCAAACCUGGUGAAAUUGCAAAGAAAAUCAAGUGGUAUGAGAAGUUUACAGACGUUGAUGAGGUCAUACCCGUGAGUGCCAAGUUUGGCCACGGAGUGGAUGAUGUCAAGGAGUGGAUUCUAUCUAAACUUCCUAGAGGACCAGCUUAUUAUCCUAAGGAUAUAUCUAGUGAGCACCCCGAAAGGUUUUUUGUGGGUGAAAUUGUCAGAGAAAAAAUCUUUAUGCAGUACAGAAAUGAAGUCCCUUAUGCAUGUCAGGUUAAUGUUAUUAGUUAUAAAAGUAGGCCUAAUGCAAAAGAUUUCAUUCAAGUAGAGAUUGUUGUGGAGAAGAACUCACAGAAGAUUAUCCUUAUUGGAAAGGAAGGAAAAGCUUUGAAGGUACUAGCAACAGCAGCACGGCUAGAUAUUGAAGAUUUCUUGCAGAAGAACGUUUUCCUUGAGAUAGAAGUGAAGGUAAAAGAGAACUGGCGACAGAAUGAAGGACUGCUCAAAUACUAUGGCUACGGUGGUCAAAUACAAGCUUUGUGACAUACAUACCCAACUUCGAUCCAUACGUUGCAUAGAGUCUUGUUGCGCAUAUUUCCAAGGCUCUAAUUGAGACAAGAAAUUGAGGAAUACUAGUGAAAGGGGCAGUUAUAUUUGUAGGCAAGGUGUCCCUGUAUCAUUAAAUCAUGUUGGAAGAAAGAUAAAGCCAAAGGCGCUGUUUGUGUAUUGGUCCAUCAUUUGGCAUCAAUCAUAGAAGGUGGUGGUGGUAUUUGAACAAUUGGAAGGCUCUUGAAUUUUGAAAUGCUAAUUUAUUCCUAUCGAUGUAUUUGAUUUUUCAAGUUCAUUAGUAUCAUUCAUUUUUGAAGGAAA